Molecule: messenger RNA, 3008 nt
Organism: Odobenus rosmarus divergens (Pacific walrus)
Lineage: Eukaryota; Metazoa; Chordata; Mammalia; Carnivora; Odobenidae
Gene: ADGRE5
Product: CD97 molecule
Exons: 21
Coding region: 1-2631 (876 amino acids)
Biological process (GO): adenylate cyclase-activating G protein-coupled receptor signaling pathway; cell surface receptor signaling pathway
Cellular component (GO): membrane
Molecular function (GO): calcium ion binding; G protein-coupled receptor activity
Source: RefSeq, a predicted model, not a curated record
AUGGAGACAUACAAGGCGUCAAGUCCCAGCCAGCCUCGGGACACCACGCAGCUGCCCAGCCUGGAGAGACUGGACGGCCCGGCCCUUCCUCUGUUUCCCCUGCCGGCAGUUCGGACCAUGGGAGGCCCCCGCCGCCGCCGCCGCAGCUUCCUCCUUCUCCUUCAAGUGCUGGGUGUCUCGCUGAUUCUGUUGGAAGCUGGAUCCCAGAAAACCAGUGACUGUGCUCGCUGGUGCCCUCCGAAUUCCACGUGUGUCAAUGCCACCACCUGUCGCUGCUCCCCGGGAUUCAUUUCUUCAUCUGGGGAGAUCUUCACCAGCCGCUUGGAGAGCUGUGAUGACAUCAACGAGUGUGCACCACCUUCACUAGUAUCCUGUGGAAAAUUCGCCGAUUGCCAGAACACAGAGGGGAGCUACCAAUGCAUGUGCAGCCCAGGAUAUGAGCCUGCUUCUGGGGCAAGAACAUUCAGGAAUGAGAGUGAGAACACGUGUCAAGACGUGGACGAAUGUCAGCUGAAACCCCGAAUCUGUAAAAGCCGCGGCAUCUGCACCAACACCCAGGGCAGCUACACCUGCAAGUGCCCGCCCGGCUUGGAGCUCAGCCCGGGCGACCCGAAUCUGUGCACAGAUGUGAAUGAAUGCAGGUCGGGGCAAAACCCAUGCCACAAAUCCACCCACUGCCUCAACAACAUUGGGGGCUAUCAGUGCCGCUGUCGCCCUGGAUGGAAGCCAGUUCCUGGGUCCCCCAAUGGCCCCAAGAACACCACCUGUGAAGAUGUGGAUGAGUGCAGUUCUGGGCAGCCUACGUGCCACGAGUCCACCGUCUGCAUCAACACCGUGGGCUCGUACAAGUGCCACUGUCACCGGGGCUGGGAGCCCAAACCCGGAUUCCAGAAUAAGCAGCCCAACACCACCUGUGAAGCCCCUGCAGAGAUGUCCUUCCCCACCUGGACCCCACCCCCUGGAAUCAAGAGCCAGAGCAUGUCCCACUUCUUUGAAAGAGUCCAAGAACUACACAGAGACUUCAAGCCAGCCUUGGCUCAGGGCAUCAUGCAGGACCUCAUCAAGUCAGUGGAUGAGAUGCUGGAGGCCCCCAACGACCUGGAGACCCUGCCCCCACAUAAUAGGCACCUCAUGGCCACCCACUUCCUCUUGGGCUUCGAAGCAGUCCUGAGGACACUGGCCAAGGCCAUGCCUGGAGCCUCCUUCACCUAUCUCUCCCCUUCGAACACAGAGCUAUCCCUGAUGAUCCAGGAGCGUGGGGAUGGAAACAUCACCAUGGGUCAGAGCCAUGCACGGAUGCUGCUGGACUGGGCUGUGGCGACUGGAGACAACGAUUCGGGCCCCACCGUGUUGGGUAUCCUCUCCAGCCGCAACAUGCAGAAAUUGCUAGCCAACGCCUCCUUGGAGCUGGAGCCUGAGAAGAAAGUUGAGCUGAACAAAAUCCACCAGAGUCUUUUCCGCAGUGCCAAGCCUAGGCUCCUCUCGGCAGUCAACUUGGUCUUUCUGAGCAACACAAAGACAGAGAAACUCAACUCCCCCGUCACCUUUGCCUUCUCCCACCAGGUGAGUAUUCAGCCAGAGACACCUGGGCCACGGCAGGAGCUGAUCUGUGCAUUCUGGAAGAGUGACGGCAACAGCAGUGGGCACUGGGCCAUGACAGGCUGCCAGACCCUGGGCACCGGGAAUGGCAGCACCACCUGCCGGUGCAACCACCUGAGCAGUUUUGCGAUCCUCAUGGCCCACUAUGACAUACAGGACCAGAAGCUGGCCCUGAUCACCAAGGUGGGGCUGGUGCUGUCGCUAGUCUGCCUGCUGCUGUGCAUCCUCACCUUCCUGCUGGUGCGGCCCAUCCAGGGCUCGCGCACCACCGUGCACCUGCACCUCUGCAUCUGCCUCUUCGUGGGCUCCGCCAUCUUCCUGGCGGGCAUCGAGAACGAAGGCGGCCAGGUGGGGCUGCGCUGCCGCCUGGUGGCCGGACUACUGCAUUACUUCUUCCUGGCCGCCUUCUGCUGGAUGAGCCUCGAGGGAGUAGAGCUCUACUUCCUGGUGGUGCGCGUGUUCCAGGGCCAGGGCCUGAGCAAGUGGCAGCUCUGCCUGAUCGGCUACGGGGUGCCCCUGCUCAUCGUAGCCAUCUCCGCGGCCAUCAACAGCGAGGGCUAUGGCCGCACCCUCUAUUGCUGGUUGCACCCAGCCCGUGGCUUCCUCUGGAGCUUCCUGGGACCUGUGACCUUCAUCGUUCUGUGCAAUGCUGUGGUCUUUGUGACUACUGUCUGGAAGCUCACUCAGAAGUUUUCGGAGAUCAACCCAGACAUGAAGAAACUAAAGAAGGCCAGGGUGCUGACCAUCACGGCUGUGGCUCAGCUCUUUGUGCUGGGCAGCACCUGGGUCUUCGGCCUCUUCCUCUUCACCCCGCAGAGCUGGCUGCUCUCCUACACCUUCACCAUCCUCAACUGCCUGCAAGGUCUCUUCCUCUUCGUGCUCCACUGCCUGCUCAACAAGAAGGUGAGGGAGGAGUACAGAAGGUGGGCCGGCAGGGUCACGGGGAACAGGUACUCGGAGUUCACCACAUCCACAUCCGGCACCGGCCACAAUCAGACCCAGGCCCACAGGCCCUCCGAGUCCGGUAUGUGACAGCACGGGUCUGGCCAGGCCCGGAGCUCCCGUGGCCUCAGCAGCUUUUGCACGUGCUAAAGACUGUCCCCUCCUCCUUCACCACUCCAUUCCCUCUGCCCUCCUGCCUUGGCCCCCACGUGCAUCAUAGAAAGCAGGGGGCAGCAGCUGUAGUCUGGCACCGAACCCCAGAACACCCAGCCAGGUGGAGAGCUGGGACCUGCCAGGCCUGCUUCUGGCGGCCUCUCUGCAGCGCUCCAGCCGGGACCUAACGUGAGGGCAGCAGCUGGCCCGGGGCUACAGCCCCUGUUCCUGCUACACAGGCCUGGACAGACAAGACCGAGGACUCCUGUGCCUGGCCUUUCCCCUCAUCUGUCUGCCACAGAACGAGACGCCAG